Messenger RNA from Bactrocera oleae (olive fruit fly), 2543 nucleotides. Its product is annotated as dynein regulatory complex subunit 3. Lineage: Eukaryota; Metazoa; Arthropoda; Insecta; Diptera; Tephritidae. Gene Ontology annotation, molecular function: protein binding. Gene Ontology annotation, cellular component: cilium. The record is from RefSeq and is a predicted model, not a curated record.
UAUUAUAGAUGCAGCCCUGUAAGUAUAAACACUUGCAAUUGUCACACUUUCAUUAUGAUUUAUGAGUGCACCGAGUUUAUCGAUUAAUUGUAAUUAACUUUGAUGAUCCUGCAUUUAAAAUGUAUGAGCGAAUAUGAAUUUUCCAUUUGAUAUUCGUCUUUUUAUUCAUAUGGACAACAUAAUACAUAAAUUAAUCACCUACAUUACUUUCUUUCAAGACUUCUUGAGUCUUGAAAGUGGUCAAUUUUUAUAUAAGAGCACUAGAAUUUUAUAUACCUAUAUCUCAUUUCUUUACAAAAUGGUAUUUAAAGUUGGUUUUGUAUCGUUUUCACUAUGCAUUUUCACUUUCAAAUAUUUUCAUUUCAAACUGUAUUUUCCAAUUUUUCCACUUCUCGAAUUCUCCGGCUCUUACUUUUAAUAUAUUUUUACACAGUCUUAUGAAAAAAGACUAAAAUUUUCAACAAAAUUCGACUACACAAUAAACACAAGCGUAACUAACGUUUAGGUUGGCAACGUUAAAGGUUCUAAAACUAGCCACGAAUAACCGACGUUUACCAGCGCCAGCGAAGUCGAUCCCUUUCAAAAUAACAAACAGAAUAAAAAGCAAAAACGCCUGCCAACCAAGCAGCACACAACAAUAAAUUGCCGAAAAUAACGUAAUAUAACAGGCGCCCAACUUUAAGGAAGUCACCAAGCAGCCAGCCUACGAACUAAUCCGUGUCAAAACGAAGUGCUAGCCACUUUUUGCACCUGCUCCAGGCUUACCUUGCGUUACAGAUAAACUAAAUUGAACACAAAAACAACACUAGUUGAGGAAUAGCUCCCCACCUUAAUACUUUUCGGCAUUAAUAAUCUUCAGUUCAAAAGAAAAAAAAACUCAAAAAUGCCGGAAACCAAUAAACUUGACAAUCUGAAAUCUUUGGAUGAAAUCAUCUAUCCGGAAAUCGAACCUGGCAUAAUCAGUAAGCAAAUGAUUGACAAAGCUUACCUGGAGGAUGGUAAGCAAGGAGAAGCUGCACGUCUACAUCAAAUGGAGCCAGUAGUGUAUGAGCGUAUCUUUGUGCUAAGACUGGAGUUUAAAAAUAUUCUACGCAUAGAUCACUUAUGGAUCAUGCCAAAUUUAACGAAGCUUUCGUUGAAUUGUAAUAAGAUCGAAGUUAUUGAACACAUCGAUAUGUUGAUUGCACUAAAAGAACUCGAUUUGAGCUUUAACUACAUCGAACGUAUUGAAAAUAUUGAAAAACUUGUUAAUCUCGAAGUGCUCUCCCUUUUCAAUAAUCUCAUAAUGAAUAUACAAAAUUUGGAUACUUUGGAGAAGCUAGUGAUACUAAGUUUGGGCAACAACAAAAUCAAAACAACCGAGGGGAUUGAAAGAUGUCGAUUUCUGAAAGACCUACGCGUGCUCAAUAUGGAGGGUAAUCCCAUAGCAAACGAAACCAACUUUCAAAUGGAUCUUUAUGUGGCCGCUGUGCUACCUGGUGUUAAAUAUUACGAAUAUAAAACGAUCACCGAAGAGAUGCGACACAAAGGUCGGGAAAGAUAUUAUCGAGAAUUGCGUGAAAUUGAAGCGAAUGAGGAGAAGGAAAUAAUAGCGCGCGCCGCAAAGGCCAAAGAAGAAUACGAUGAGAAGCGUUUGGCUUCCAGUUUUGUAGAAUAUCUCAACGAACAUCAAUUGUAUGAAUCCUUGUGGAAAGGUGACGAAGACGGUUAUGCACUGCUCAAGAUCGGUCAGCCUGCCACUGACUUAGCAGAGGAAUAUGACAAUGACAUUUACGGUGUAACGCAAGAGAUUUAUAAGUAUGGCUUGGAACGCUAUGAAGAACGUGAAUUAGAAAUUAAUGAGUUCAAAGAGAAUUUGGAAGAAGGACAACUACAAAUACAACAAAUGGGUCAGGAUGUCAUCGAAGACUUUCUACGUCAUAAGGAACGUAUUUUUGAGCGAGCAACAGCUGUGCUUAAAGCUCUGGAGCUGCGUACGUUACACGGUGAAGAUGAAGAGUCACCUGAAAGCUUAGAAAUGAUGGAGCAAUUUGAUAAAAUUACGAUGCAAUUUGAUGAUAUCAUCAAUGAAGUAUGGCAACAGCUCAUGAGUCAAGAACUGCACUUGCACGAGAGCAUAGAGGAGUCCACCGUUAAUUUCCAACGUCGCAUACAAGAGAUGAUGGCAAAAUUUGUCGAGCAGGUGCAAACAUAUUUCGGACAAUUGCGGGACAUCGCUAUACACUUUUCGGAGAAUAUGACCGAAGUGGGCACACAUUACAUCAACACCAAGUUGGCACUGCAAGAUUUCGAAGAUGUCCCGCCAGAAUUGUUGCAUUGCAUGGAAGAUCGUGAAGCAAUACUCAAUUUGAUCGCCGGUAUGAAGGAUGCACACAUACAGCGCAUUGAUGAGCGCGAAGAUCGUUUGAUGCGACGAGUUGGAACGCAAUAGAGCCAAAAUUCUUGAAAUCAAUUCCUUCCUUGAAUUAAUGUCCGAUUCCUUGGCAUCACUACACACUGAAAUUCGCGAGGCCAUAAUGAAUGAGGAAGCGUAAAAUAAAAAA